This is a messenger RNA of Columba livia (rock pigeon), 1881 nucleotides long. RefSeq names its product C-type lectin domain family 18 member A-like. Bases 34 to 1329 code for a protein of 431 amino acids. The transcript has 12 exons. Gene Ontology annotation, molecular function: polysaccharide binding. The record is from RefSeq and is a predicted model, not a curated record. Lineage: Eukaryota; Metazoa; Chordata; Aves; Columbiformes; Columbidae.
GGGUCUGGUCCCCCCAAAACCUCAGUCACCUGCAUGGAGCUCUUGGUGCUGCUGGUUUGCAACCUCCUGGCUUGGAGGAUGGGUGAGACAAGGUUGGAUGCUCCAGAGAAGUUGUCUGUGCUGGCUCCAGGAGUUCUCAGCAAGAAGGAGACCUUCCUGGUGCUAUCACUGCACAACAAGCUGAGAAGCAAAGUGCAGCCUCCUGCCGCCAACAUGCAAAAGCUGGAGUGGAGCGAGGAGCUGGGGCGGCUGGCGGGGGUGCGGGCAGCCAGCUGCCUGGAGAGCCCCGCUCCGCCGCCAGCCCCACAGCUGGGCUGGAGCGAGGCCCUGCUGCCGGCGGGCACUGGGGGCUUCGGGGCCGUGCUGGAGCGGUGGUUUGCUGAGGGCCAACACUAUGACUACAGGACAGGGCGCUGCGCUUGGAAUGCCACCUGCCGCCAUUACACCCAGCUGGUGUGGGCCACAGCGGGACAGCUGGGCUGCGGGAGGCACCUCUGCACCAGCGGCCGCAGCGAAGCCUUCGCCUGUGCCUACUCCCCAGGGGGCAACUGGGAGCUGGCGGGGACGCCUGUCCUGCCCUACAAACAGGGGCCCUGGUGCUCCCUCUGCACGGCCGGCCUCUCUGGAUGCUUCAAGUCCUGGGACCACAGUGGCGGGCUCUGCGAAGUGCCCAGGAACCCCUGUCGCAUGAGCUGCAGGAACAGUGGACGCCUUGACAUGAGCAGCUGCCAGUGCGUCUGUCCGCCUGGUUACACGGGCAGGUACUGCCAAGUGAGGUGCAGCGGGCAGUGCCUCCACGGGAAGUUCAGGAAGGAGGAGUGUUCCUGCCUCUGCGAUGUGGGCUACGGCGGCGCCGAGUGCGGCACAAAGAUUCGGUUCCCUUUCCACACCUGCGACGUGCGGAUAGACGGUGACUGCUUCAUGGUGUCCCCUGAGGCUGACACCUACUAUGGGGCCAAAAUAAAGUGCCAGGAGAAAGGGGCGAUGCUGGCCCAGAUCAGAACACAGAAGGUUCAGGACAUCCUGGCAUUCUACCUCAGCCGCUUGGAGACCGGUAACAGGGUGACAGACACUGAUUUUGAGACCGGGAACUUCUGGAUCGGUCUCACCUACAAGACGUCCAAGGCUUCCUUCCGCUGGGAUGUGGGUGAGCCGUCCUCCUUCACCAGCUUCGCUUUCGGGCAGCCGGACAACCAGGGGUUUGGGAACUGCGUGGAGAUGCAAGCAGCAACUGCCUUCAACUGGAACGACCAGCGCUGCAAGACCCGAAACCGGUACAUCUGCCAGUUUGCCCAGGAGCACAUCUCCCUGUGGCAACAGGACCCCUGAAGCCGCAGCUCCAGUCACCAACCAGUGCUGGCUGCUGUGCCAAGCCUGCAGCACAGGAUCCCAGUGCCAUGCCAAGCCCAAACCAUGACUCAGAAAGACCCCUGCAAAGAUCCCUUGUGCAGGGGACAGAGGACUGAGGGGACCCAUGGGACUGAGACCUGGUGAGAAAGGCAUGCGCUCUACAUCAGCAUCCCCAAAAGAGCAUCUUCUUCUGCCUCUCACCUUCCUCUGUCACCAUCACACUGCAACAGCCCCCAGGGCAGGGAGAUGCCCCUGCAACAGCCAGGUCAAACAGCAUCCUUCUCCUACACUGGCAGCUGGACUGUGUCUGGACCGUGGUGCCAAUAUGACAAGGGACAAUGUUGGCUUCUGGGGGAGCACAGACUUUGGCAUGGCUCAGGGUGAGGGCUGGGCUUAGCUCUGAGCCGUCACCCUGGCCUGGAUCGGAACCCCCAGCCUGGCACUGCGGGUUCCUCACCAUCACCUGGUCCUUGAUCAUCACCUGGUUCCUCCUCCUCUGCCACGUGGUUAAUAAAGAUCCUCUCUCCCUUA